This is a messenger RNA of Soboliphyme baturini, 1161 nucleotides long. The record is from the annotation of a GenBank genome assembly. Lineage: Eukaryota; Metazoa; Nematoda; Enoplea; Dioctophymatida; Soboliphymatidae.
AUGGCAGCAGGUCCGAUUCAAGAGCGCAACCAGGAUGCGACGAUAUAUGUUGGCGGCUUGGACGAGAAGGUGUCGGAAACCAUUCUUUGGGAACUGUUCGUUCAAGGAGGUCCCGUAGUUAGUGUUCACAUGCCGAAGGAUCGGAUAACGAACCAGCACCAGGGCUAUGGCUUUGUUGAGUUCAUGGGCGAAGAAGACGCGGAUUACGCCAUCAAGAUUAUGAACAUGAUCAAAUUGUAUGGAAAGCCGAUACGAGUAAACAAAGCUUCGGCACAUCAAAAGAACUUGGACAUCGGUGCCAAUAUAUUCAUCGGCAACUUGGACCCAGAAGUUGACGAAAAGCUGUUGUACGACACGUUCAGCGCUUUCGGGAUCAUUCUACAAGUACCGAAGAUCAUGCGAGAUCCUGACACUGGCAAUUCCAAAGGCUUUGCGUUCAUCAACUUCGCCAGUUUUGAGGCUAGCGAUGCGGCAAUCGAGGCGAUGAAUGGCCAGUAUCUGUGCAACCGUCCAAUCACUGCAUCCUAUGCGUUCAAAAAGGACGCCAAGGGCGAGCGGCAUGGCACCGCAGCAGAACGUUUGCUUGCUGCGCAGAAUCCAAUAUUCCCAGCUGAUCGUCCUCACCAGCUGUUCGCUGAUGCGCCGCCGCUUCCGCCAAUGCCGAUGUUCCCUCCUCCCCCACCACCCACGAGUAACAGUUUUUAUCGCCGUAUUUCAGUAAUAUCCGUACCGCCUCCGAUUCCACCACCACCACCGCCAAAUAUCACUCCGAUACCUGUUCCCCCACCUCCAAUGAUGCUUCCUCCUGGCCAACCACCUCAUAUGCCACCGCCGAAUAUACCACCACCAAGGCAUCCACCACCCAUGAAUCAGCCCCCACCUUUGCCACCAUCUCCCUGGAAUCCCGCCAACCCGCCGCCGUCGAUGCUCACUCAGACUCCACCGCCGCCUCCUCCUUCCGGUGUUAGGCCUCCACCUAUGCCCAUCAGCUUUCCGCCUCGACCUCCACCGCCUCAUGGAUUUCCUCCUCCACCGCCACCACCAGCUGGUGCAGGACCACCACCAUUUGGCAUGCCUCCACCACCAAGGCCUCCACCUCCCCUCUCAAUGUCGGUACCUCCUCCGAGGCCAUCGAUUCCACCUCCGCCUCCUCCGCAAUGA